AUGAGCGGGGCCGGAGCGGCGCCGGGGGUGGCGGACGCGGUCCGGGGGCUGCGGGUGGACGGGCUGCCCCCGCUGCCCAAGAGCCUGAGCGGGCUGCUGCACUCGGCGUCGGGCGGCGGCGCGUCGGGGGGCUGGCGGCACCUGGAGCGGCUGUACGCGCAGAAGUCGCGCAUCCAGGACGAGCUGAACCGCGGGGGCGCGAGCGGCGGCGGGGCCCGGGCCGCGGGGCUGCCCGCCAAGCCUCCCAACCUGGACGCCGCGCUGGCCCUGCUCCGCAAGGAGAUGGUUGGCCUCCGACAGCUGGACAUGUCCUUGCUCUGCCAACUUUACAGCCUCUACGAGUCCAUUCAGGAAUAUAAGGGAGCGUGCCAGGCAGCAUCCAGCCCGGACUGCACUUACGCUCUGGAGAAUGGCUUCUUCGACGACGAGGAGGAAUAUUUCCAGGAGCACAGCGCCCUCCACGAUGGGGGGGAACGGGGCCCCCCAAGGGACCUGUCGCCGCCUGUCUCCUCGCUCUCCAGCAGCGACUGGAUUCUGGAGUCCAUCUAGAAAGGGAUCUCGGCGGAGAGGCCACUGCUGCUACCAGACCCACUAUCAGCCUCAGCCUCUCCUCUCCAAGAACGCUCCUCUGCUCCUCCAUCGCGGGCAGUCCCCGGGCGCGAGCUGCCAGGGCUGGCCAGUUCACCUUGGAGGACACGCG
This is a messenger RNA of Callorhinus ursinus (northern fur seal), 700 nucleotides long. It is a transcript of the gene FAM89A, whose product is annotated as family with sequence similarity 89 member A. Lineage: Eukaryota; Metazoa; Chordata; Mammalia; Carnivora; Otariidae. The record is from RefSeq and is a predicted model, not a curated record.